This is a messenger RNA of Oppiella nova, 1953 nucleotides long. Lineage: Eukaryota; Metazoa; Arthropoda; Arachnida; Sarcoptiformes; Oppiidae. The record is from the annotation of a GenBank genome assembly.
UUUGUUUGUCACUCAGUCUGUGAGCCAUUGAAGCGAUUGAUUGGCUGUUGUGUUGACGUCUGACUGAAUGGUGACAACAAUGACACCUCAAGACUGAUCCCAAUCGCCGCAGACAUCGCACACAUGACGGACACGAAGCGAAGAGUGAAGUUGUAUGCGCUGAACGCGGACCGCCAGUGGGACGACAGGGGAACGGGACACGUCUCGUCCUCUUAUGUCGAUCGCCUCAAAGGCAUGAGUCUUCUGGUGAAGGCCGAGUCGGACGGCUCGCUGCUCCUCGAGAGCAAGAUCUUGGCGGACACGGCGUACCAGAAGCAACAGGAGACGCUCAUCGUGUGGUCGGAGGGCGACAACUACGACCUCGCGCUCAGCUUCCAGGAGAGGGCGGGUUGUGACGAGAUUUGGGCGAAGAUCUGUCAGGUCCAGGGAAAGGACCCGUCGGUCGACAUCACGCAAGAGAUCCAGGAGGAGGAGGACGAGCGCUUCGACGACCAAAACGACUCGGUGAUGCUUUCGGACGACGCGCUCUUCGACAUCAUCGGCGUCUUCGAGUACGACCCACAGCUCGCGCACCCGAAGCGUCAUCGCGAGUACCUGAAGAGCGUCUCGCGCUUCAAGGAAGUGAUUCCUCUGGGAAACCCGGAACUGGUCGCCAAAAUCCAUCAGACCUAUCGCGUGCAAUACAUCCAGGAGGUGGUGCUGCCCACGCCCUCCGUCUUCGAGGAGAACAUGUUGUCGACGCUCUCGUCCUUCAUUUUCUUCAACAAAGUCGAGAUCGUGUCUCUCAUCCAAGAGGACGAGAAGUUCUUACGCCAACUCUUCGCCCAAUUGGCCGACGAGGCGACCGAAGCGGACAAACGGCGCGAUCUCGCACCUCCUCGCUGGCCAUCGAACUGCCGCAGUGCGAGAGCGAGCGCUUGGACGAGAUUUCGGAACUGAUGGCCACGUGUUUGCCGUAUCCAAUCAAACGCGAGAAACUCGCCAUCGCUUUGGAGACCGAGAACUACAUCAAGAAGUUGUUGCAAUUGUUCCGCGCGCUCGAAGACCGGAAGGACGUGCGCGCGCUCCACAAGCUCUACGAGAUCUUUAAGAACAUAUUCCUCCUCAACAAGAACCCACUCUUCGAAGUGAUGCUUUCGGACGACGCGCUCUUCGACAUCAUCGGCGUCUUCGAGUACGACCCACAGCUCGCGCACCCGAAGCGUCAUCGCGAGUACCUGAAGAGCGUCUCGCGCUUCAAGGAAGUGAUUCCUCUGGGAAACCCGGAACUGGUCGCCAAAAUCCAUCAGACCUAUCGCGUGCAAUACAUCCAGGAGGUGGUGCUGCCCACGCCCUCCGUCUUCGAGGAGAACAUGUUGUCGACGCUCUCGUCCUUCAUUUUCUUCAACAAAGUCGAGAUCGUGUCUCUCAUCCAAGAGGACGAGAAGUUCUUACGCCAACUCUUCGCCCAAUUGGCCGACGAGGCGACCGAAGCGGACAAACGGCGCGAUCUCGUGCUCUUCCUCAAGGAGUUCUGCACUUUCUCGCAGACUCUUCAGCCGCAGAACCGCGAGAACUUCUUCAAGGCUUUGGCCUCUCUCGGCAUUCUUCCCACUCUGGAGGUCAUCCUCGCGAUGGACGACUUGACCAUCAAAUUGGCUUCCGUUGAUAUACUUACUUAUGUCGUCGAAUACUCGCCUUCAAUGGUCAGGGAGUAUGCGCUGCAACAGGAGUCCUCUCAGGACGAGGAGCAGUUCGUUGUGAACAUCAUAAUCGAGCAAAUGAUUUGCGACUCCGACCCCGACCUCGGAAUGGCCACUCAGUUGUCCGGAAUCGUCAAACUCCUCGUCGACCCCGAGAACAUGUUGGCCGCCACUGUCGUCAACAAGUCGGAAAAGACGGAUUUCCUCAACUACUUCUACAAGCACUGCAUGCAUGUGCUCAUCGCCCCUGUGCUCGCCUCCACGUGCGACG